This is a messenger RNA of Cyprinodon variegatus (sheepshead minnow), 3462 nucleotides long. RefSeq names its product sacsin-like. The record is from RefSeq and is a predicted model, not a curated record. The annotation marks the transcript as partial. The transcript has 6 exons. Lineage: Eukaryota; Metazoa; Chordata; Actinopteri; Cyprinodontiformes; Cyprinodontidae.
AUGGCGUCUUCCAGCAAGGAGGGAUCUGCUGUCUCAGUUGGGAGGACAGAUAUGGUACCCCAACCCUCAACGUCUCCAGCUGUGGGCAUGGCCCCUGGGAGGCUGACUGGGUGUUCAGACACCUGGUGCUCUGCCCACAAUGAGAACCCGGUUUACUGCUCGGUGCCCACUAUCUUGGAGUUCCUCCAGUCUCUCCUUGAUAAGGGCCGCUCUCCUUCGACCCUUAAAGUGUUGUGCCAGCGGCCCGUUCCACGAGCCCCAGAUUGGGAUCUGCUGUUGGUUCUCACAGCUCUGUGCCACCCUCCAUUCGAGCCUUUGUCACAAGCAGAACUCAAGGGGCUUUCCUGCAAGACUGCUUUCCUGAUGGCUAUCAUCUCAGCUAAGAGGGUGUUGUCUCAUUUUCACCGUAACCAGCCAUUGCGGCUGGCUCGGUUUCAGCCUCAAUCUGGUACAACUGAGAAUGAGUCUGAGUUGUUGUGCCCAGUAAGAGCGUUGGAGGCAUACAUUGCAGCCACCACCAAUCUGAGACGCUCGGACCAGCUUUUACUAUGCUAUGGGGGUCCAAGGUCACUGCUCACUGCCAGUCGGUGUGAGAGCACAUUCCACCAGGAGCGCCACCGCUUCCUGGGCAGCUUUGAGAGGGGUUCCGCUGGAAGCAAUAUGUGCUGCUGCUUCAUGGGCUUCCCCAACCACCUUCACCAGGUUCUACAGUGUCAAUGUGGCUACCCCUCAUCCCCUGGGUCAGAGUUAAUGAACACUGAGACAGACUGGUUGUGGGCCCAUGACAAAUUUGUUUCCCCCUGUGAGUUGGUCCUUAACUACCCUCAGGAUCUGGAUCUAAGCUCUUACAUUGGGAAGGUGCCAAAUGAAUUUUUACCAUACAAGGAGCUGCUUAAGAAGUUUGGUCUGAGAAUAUCAAUUUCAAAUAAAGACAUUGUUGGCAUGCUUCAUUCCAUCCAGCAAAACAUUGAAGCAAGACAACAGCCAUUUGCAAGUCCAGCUGAGGUGAAAGUGUCCAUAGAGAUUCUCAACUGGUUAUGGAAAACAAAGCAAACUGUCCAGGGUGAUAUCCCUGUCCCAGUAAUUACAGAGGAUGAACAGUUCACCCUUAAACCACAAUCAGAAGCACUUCUUUGUGACGUAAGCAGACAUAAACUGGAAGAACUUGAGCUAGGUCAGGAAAAAAUGUAUCUUCUACACAAAGAAAUCCCAAUAGCAGCAGCUGAAUGGUUGAAAAUUAGAUUUCUCAGUAACUACAUCCUUGCUCCCGAGCCUAUAGGUAUUGAGCAAUGUGGACAAUCUGAGCCUAUAACUACGAGGAUUAAAAACAUCCUUAAAGAGUAUGAUGAAGAUGGUGACAUCUUCAAGGAGCUCAUCCAGAAUGCAGAGGAUGCUGGAGCUGAUGCCUGUAAAUUUCUGGUGGAUUUCAGAGAACACAAAGAUCCUCCAGAAAGUCUUAUUGAUCCUGACAUGGCCCUUUGUCAGGGUCCAUGUCUUUGGGCCUUCAAUAACAAGCAAUUCACAGGUGAGGAUUGGACAAAUAUUGUCAGAGUUGGGUCAGCCUCAAAGGAAAGCAAAGCUGAAAAGAUUGGAAAGUUUGGACUUGGAUUCAACACAGUUUAUCAUGUGACAGAUAUUCCCUCAAUCCUAAGUGGAAGCAAACUUCUUAUACUUGAUCCAAAUGUGACUCACCUAAGAAAGCACAUUAGCUCAAGCACAAAUCCUGGAAUAAAACUGGAUCUUUCUGUAAAGAGACUUUUUCAUUGCUUUCCCAGUCUUUUUGGACCAUAUGAAGGUAUUUUUGAAUGUAACUUCACACAGAAAUGUCCUCCAGACCCAUAUGAUGGCACUCUAAUCAAACUUCCUUUCAGAAAUGAAAAUGAGGCUCAGACAUCAGACAUAAGCAGAAAGGCAUAUCACAAAGAAGAUAUCACUGGCUUGUAUCAGAACUUUAUGAAAAAUUCACAAACUCUCCUACUUUUUCUCAAGAACAUCAAUACACUGUCCCUAGAAAGUAUCUGCAGUAAAGCAACAACAUUAAAAGCAGGUGAAGUGGAAACAAUCCUUUCGAUGUCAAAAACAGUAUUAAGCGUUCCAGUUGAAGAUAAAACUAUAAUAUCUAAACAACGGCAAGCUGAGACUUCUCUGUUGAAACACGAUUCCCAAUGCAAAAAUGUAAUCGACAGCAACACAGUCAGUAUUGUCCAUAUCUAUAGCCAGCAUUCUAACAAAACUGAACAACAUUCUUGGCUCAUUUACACCUGUCUUGGCACAGGUCAGACUUUGAAAAUGUUUCUUCAACCAAAGGAGAAAGCUGUGUUCUCAUUGCCAAUUGGAGGGAUUGCUGUGCCUUUGCAACAAGAUACAGAAACUGGAAAAUUCUUUCCUCCAAAAACAGAUCUUAUUGGACAAGCAUUUUGCUUCCUUCCUCUUCCAAUUCAAACUGGGCUUCCUGUUAAUAUCAAUGGUACAUUUGCUGUGAUGAGCAACAGAAAAGGUCUGUGGGAAAGUGGAGUGAAACAUGAGUGGAACAAGGCUCUUCUAGAGGAUCCUUUGGUGACAGCCUAUGUUACAGCACUUUUGGCACUAAAGAAAAUGUCAGAAAAUGGGGAACUUGAGGCUUAUUGUUAUCACACCUUUUGGCCUGAGAGAGAGAAAGUGAGUGAUACUUUUAAGCCUUUGGUGGAUGAAUUAUACUCUAAUAUUGCUCAGUCUUCCACUGGUCCAAAACUGUUUUUUGAUGGAGAAAAAUGGUGCUCAAUGGACAAUGCAAUCUUUUUACAUGAGAGCAUAGAAGAAAAUGGCAAAAUCAAUCAACUUGCAGCUCAGGUGUGCAAAAAACAUGUAAAGGCACCAAACUGUGUUGUUCCUCUUCCUCUUUGGUUAAGAAAGAGUUUCAAACAGGCUGGCUUGAAAACGAUUUUACAGAACCGGACUUGGACCUGGGAGAAAUUUUAUCAAGAAGUGGUAUUUAAAAACCUUGACGCCAUGGACCCUAAGACCAGAGACACUCUUGUGUUGCAUGCAGUUGACCUCAACCUGAAAGGAAUUGACAGUCUGUUGACAUCUUAUCCUUGCAUACCUACAACAGAUGGUAAUCUUCAGUAUAUCAAGAAACUUGUGAACCCCUCCAGUAGAGUUGCUUGUCUUUUUGAGCCAGAGGAAGGACGCCUGUUGGGUGGAAGCAAACAGGACUUCUGUUCCCCCAAAAGGAUUCAACGCUUGCUGGAACUUGGAAUGGCAGGUGAUCAUCUUCCACUGGAGGACAUCACAGAAAAAGCAUGCAAGAUGACUGAAAUGUGGAGUGUUGACAAAAAGAAAGCAUAUGAUAAUGUAACUUGCCUCCUUGAACUUCUGAAGGAACACUUGGAAGAAAAAGAUUCCCCUCAGUGGGAAAAAUUGAAAAUUACUACAUUUCUCCCAGCAUUUUCCCCUGGUGACAUAAAGAUGAAAAAAGAUACA